Arachis stenosperma is the source of this 1110-nucleotide messenger RNA. RefSeq names its product probable acetyltransferase TAP2. NCBI's taxonomy places the organism in Eukaryota, Viridiplantae, Streptophyta, Magnoliopsida, Fabales, Fabaceae. Gene Ontology annotation, molecular function: N-acetyltransferase activity. The transcript has 8 exons. The coding region runs from base 84 to 824 and encodes 246 amino acids. The record is from RefSeq and is a predicted model, not a curated record. Gene Ontology annotation, cellular component: cytoplasm.
UAAUGAUAUUAUGGUUUACAUAUUGUGUGAGUAAUAAUCCUUAAUCAGUUUAUGGGUUGUGUUGGGUUGGGUGGCUCAAAACAAUGCUAACCCUCAACCUCACUCCUCUUCCUUCCUCGUUCUCUGUUGCAAAUUGCCCACUGUUUAUUCAGAAAACACAGUUAUUGAUUCCUUCCAAUCUUAGUUACUCCUUUUCUGCUACAGAAACCAGAAAGUUAAAGACUUUUCAGCUCAAGGCUGGAUUUUGGGAGUCAAUUAAAUCUGGGUUGAUUAAGAACAACACCACACAAGUUGUUGAUCCACCCAACGUAGAUGAAGAAGAUGAAGAACCUUUGCCUCAAGAGUUUGUCCUUGUUGAAAAGACUGAACCUGAUGGAACAAUUGAGCAAAUAAUAUUCUCUUCAGGUGGAGAUAUUGAUGUUUAUGACCUUCAAGCUCUCUGUGACAAGGUAGGGUGGCCACGGAGGCCAUUGUCGAAAUUAGCUGCUGCUUUAAAAAAUAGCUAUAUUGUAGCCUCAUUGCAUUCUGUAAGAAAGUCUCCAGGAUCAGAGGGGAAUGAACAAAAGAGAUUAAUCGGCAUGGCUCGUGCUACUUCAGACCAUGCCUUCAAUGCCACAAUUUGGGAUGUCCUAGUUGAUCCUGGUUACCAGGGCCAAGGUCUUGGUAAAGCUCUUGUAGAGAAACUGAUUCGAGCUCUUUUGCAAAGGGACAUCGGCAAUAUAACUCUGUUUGCAGAUAGUAAAGUUGUGGAUUUCUACCGGAAUUUAGGUUUUGAAGCUGACCCUGAAGGCAUAAAAGGCAUGUUUUGGUACCCAAAUUACUAAUGGCAACCAUUGAUUAACUUUGCAACCAAUGUGUAUGCAAGUUUAUGUCUUGAUUUUAUAAUAUGAAAUUACACAGAAUUGACAUCAAUUUGUAAUUAUUAUUAUUGCGUUAGGCGCUAGUAUUUUUCCUUUUUAUAUCCAAAUUAUUUGAUUAAAGAAUUAGAUUCACAUAUAAAAACUUGAGUAUUUACUUUGUACUUGAAAAAAAAAUGUGACAAUGUUGGUUAUCUCUUGGUGCCUAUUAGUAUUUGGUUUGGGAGUAAAAGAGGGUGAAAAUUUCAUUAAU